Molecule: messenger RNA, 1035 nt
Organism: Symbiodinium necroappetens
Lineage: Eukaryota; Dinophyceae; Suessiales; Symbiodiniaceae
Source: the annotation of a GenBank genome assembly
AUGGUGCUUGGGGCUAUGGUGAUGGCUGUGGCUGCAAGCCUUGCUCAGGGGUGUUCAAGGGCAGUCUACGAGGAUGCCGCCGGUCACUUCUACACCGGGCGCACGAUGGAUUGGACGGAGCCCACGAAGGCGAAAAUCUGGGCCUUUCCCAAGGGCAUGAAGAGAGACGGGGGUGUGGGUCCCGGUUCGCUGGAGUGGACCUCGAAGUGGAGCUCAGUGGUGACAUCAAUGUACGAUAUCGCCUCCGUGGAUGGCAUGAAUGAAAAGGGGCUGGUCGGCAGCAUGCUUUACUUGGUUGAGACGGAUUAUGGGAACGAACACCGUGGUGAUCAGAAGAAACUCUCCGUUGGCGCCUGGAUGCAGUACGUGCUGGACUCCUUUGCCACUGUUCCUGAAGCAGUGUCUGCCUUGCAGUCGGAUGCCUUGAACAUCAUCGCACCAGAUCUUCCCAGUGGAGACGCUUGCGCUGCGCACCUUGCCCUUUCAGAUGCCUCAAAUGGCUCUGCAAUCUUCGAGUACAUUGCCGGCCGCCUCGUCAUUCACAAUGGCUCCCAAUACAAAGUGAUGACAAACUCGCCACCAUAUGACCAGCAGCUAGCACUGACAGCAUAUUGGGAAGGAGUUGGGGGGAAUACUUUCCUCCCUGGAACUCAUCGGGCGGCCGACCGCUUCGCACGUUUGAGUUUCAACCUGCAUGCGGUUCCUAAAGCCAACACUCCCGAGGUGGCAGUGGCCACUGCCUUCUCCCUCGUACGAUCCAUCUCCGUGCCGUUGGGUCUGGCAGAUCCUCACCACCCGAACUUGGCCUCCACAAGGUGGCGAAGCGUCACAGAUCACACCCAUGGCAAGUAUUACUUCGACUCCGUCAUCAAUCCAAGCGUCUUUUGGGUGGACUUGGACAACAUCGACUUCACAGGAGGAGUGCAGCGCCUGCCUUGGCCGGAGGAGGACUUGGCUGGAGAUGUCUCCAAGAAGUUUGUACCGUCCGAGCCCUUCCCAUUCAUUCAUCCGCCUGCCCGGCAGCUGCACGUGUAA